AUGAAGGUAUCGUAGAAAUAGUAAAUUACAAAUUUGAUGAAAAAGAAAAAGAAGCUAAAAAUAAUAAUAAUAAAGAUCCUUCUCCUCUUAUAACUAUUACUGAAGCUGUAGAAGUCUUGAAAAAA
Racocetra persica is the source of this 125-nucleotide messenger RNA. The record is from the annotation of a GenBank genome assembly. Lineage: Eukaryota; Fungi; Glomeromycota; Glomeromycetes; Diversisporales; Gigasporaceae.